Chiroxiphia lanceolata (lance-tailed manakin) is the source of this 9789-nucleotide messenger RNA. It is a transcript of the gene PPP1R9A, whose product is annotated as protein phosphatase 1 regulatory subunit 9A. The transcript has 20 exons. Gene Ontology annotation, biological process: calcium-mediated signaling; actin filament organization; neuron projection development. Gene Ontology annotation, molecular function: actin filament binding. The coding region runs from base 362 to 4396 and encodes 1344 amino acids. NCBI's taxonomy places the organism in Eukaryota, Metazoa, Chordata, Aves, Passeriformes, Pipridae. The record is from RefSeq and is a predicted model, not a curated record. Gene Ontology annotation, cellular component: postsynaptic density; actin cytoskeleton; dendrite.
GGAUCGGCGCCGGCGGCGUGGCCGCGGCCGGGCCCGUCCUUCGCCGCUCGGCGGUCACCGCCCCGGGCCGGACUGCAGCGGGCUCGCCGCCUCCCCCGCCCCGCCGGCGGAGCGAACCACUGAGUCUCUCCGAGGAGGUUGAAUCAGCCCUUGUUCUUGAGUCCUUGGUCGUGCUGCUUUGUCGGAAUUGACUGCAUGUGUUUAGAUAUUUGCCUCCAGAUCUUCUGUCGAGUAUGUUCCUGCUGAAGAGCAGUGGCCUCUGAGGAAAAACACUCCUCAAGCAGAAUCUCAGCUGUGGAGAAACUACUGAGAGUGGAGCCAGAGAAACUAUGCAAGCAGGUUUUGUGGUCCUGGAGUAAACAUGAUGAAAACAGAGUCUUCAGGAGAAAGAUCAACCCUCCGAAGUGCCUCUCCUCACAGAAAUGCUUACAGAACUGAGUUCCAGGCGCUGAAAAGCACCUUUGACAAACCGAAAUCAGAUGGAGACCAAAAAGCGAAAGAGGAAGGAGAGGCCUCGCAGAGCAGGGGAAGGAAAUAUGGCUCAAAUGUCAAUCGGAUCAAGAACUUAUUUAUGCAGAUGGGCAUGGAGCCCACUGAAAGUGCUGGAGUUGCCCCUAAAACCAGGGGGAAGGGUGGCCCUGCAUCACCUCAAAGACGAAUUAGGCCUAAAGAAUUUGUAGAAAAAGCAGAUGGUUCAAUUGUAAAAUUGGAAUCAUCUGUUUCAGAAAGGAUUAGUAGAUUUGAUACUAUCCAUGAUGGUCCUUCCUAUUCCAAGUUUACUGAAACUCGAAAGAUGUUUGAGCGAAAUGCUCAUGAAAUGGGACACUCAAAUCGCUAUUCCCCAAAGAAAGAGAAAAUCGUUUCCAACGAGCUUCCGGAUGAGUGGUGUAGCUCCAAGUCUCACAGAGGCAGCACUGAUUCACUGGACAGUCUUAGCCCAAGGACAGAGACCGUCUCUCCAACUGUGAGUCAGCUCAGUGCAGUUUUUGAAAACACCGACUCACACAAUGCAAUCGUUGUAGAAAAGUCAGAAAACAACGAAGAGUACUCUGUAACUGGUCACUAUCCACUAAACCUCUCAUCUAGUGUCACAAGUAUGUCCUCCCCAGUUGCAAACCUUGAGGGUUUCAGUCCUUUGAAAGAGGGUAGCACAUGGUCUCCCCCAGCCAAACAAAGUACAGGCGUGAUGUCUGCUGAGAAUUCUCAGCAAACUAACACGCCUUCAACACCAAGACAGAAAGUGUCUACAGGCAUUUCAGCAGGUUCAAAAACAACUGAAGAAAUAAAGAAGAGGACAGAGGCAAGUGCUGAUUCUGUUGAGAGCUCUGCAACAGGUCAACAGGAUUUGGCCAGCGUGCUUGACAGCGACAGACCUGUGGACCGCUGUUCUAGGAGUAAGUCAAAAACAGAGGCAGGAGUUUUGGUGCAACAAAAGGAACAGUCAGAAAAUACAGAAGGUAUCUUUGAUCGACCUGAAGCUGCAGAAUUAACAAGAAAUGUAGCUUCAGGUGGUGAUUUUGCCACAGAUGCGGUUUCAGAUACUACUGAGUCCCAUUAUGAUGAGACAAAUGAAAAAGAUGUGAAUGAAGAUGUGAUUAAUUUUCAGAGUUCCCACGUGUACAUGCACUCUGACUAUAAUGUGUAUCGGGUACGAUCCAGAUAUAAUUCUGACUGGGGAGAGACAGGUACAGAACAGGAUGAUUUAGAUGACAGUGAUGAAAAUAAUUGUUAUGAACCUGAUAUGGAAUAUUCUGAAAUUAAUGGACUACCAGAUGAAGACGAAAUCCCAGCCAACAGAAAAAUACAGUUUAGCCGGGCUCCAAUUAAGGUUUUCAAUACAUACUCUAAUGAAGAUUAUGACAGGAGAAAUGAUGAAGUUGACCCAGUUGCUGCGUCUGCUGAAUAUGAACUCGAGAAGCGUGUGGAAAAGCUGGAGCUCUUCCCAGUCGAACUAGAAAAAGAUGAGGAUGGGCUUGGCAUAAGCAUUAUUGGAAUGGGAGUUGGAGCAGAUGCAGGUCUUGAAAAACUGGGAAUAUUUGUCAAAACAGUAACAGAAGGUGGGACAGCAGAAAGAGAUGGCAGGAUCCAAGUGAAUGACCAAAUUGUGGAAGUUGAUGGCAUCAGUCUGGUUGGUGUUACUCAAAAUUUUGCUGCAACUGUUCUUAGAAACACCAAAGAGAAAGUCAGGUUUGUAAUUGGACGAGAAAAACCGGGACAAGUGAGUGAGGUUGCGCAGCUGAUUAGCCAAACUCUAGAACAAGAACGCCGCCAGAGAGAGCUGCUGGAGCAGCAUUAUGCACAGUAUGAUGCAGAUGAUGAUGAGACAGGGGAAUAUGCUACAGAUGAAGAAGAUGAAGACAUGGGACCUGUCCUUCCAGGAGGUGACAUGGCUAUUGAAGUGUUCGAUCUCCCUGAAAAUGAUGAAAUGUUCUCCCCUAGUGAUGUGGACACCAGCAAACUUGCUCAUAAAUUCAAAGAGUUGCAAAUCAAACAUGCAGUUACAGAAGCUGAAAUUCAGAAGCUGAAGACGAAGCUGCAGGCUGCUGAGAAUGAGAAGGUGAGGUGGGAAUUGGAGAAGACCCAACUCCAGCAGAACAUUGAGGAGAAUAAGGAAAGGAUGAUGAAAUUAGAGAGUUACUGGAUUGAGGCACAAACCCUCUGUCACACGGUGAAUGAACAUCUCAAGGAGACGCAAAGCCAGUAUCAGGCUCUGGAGAAGAAAUAUAACAAGGCAAAGAAAUUAAUCAAGGAUUUUCAGCAAAAAGAACUUGACUUCAUCAAACGCCAGGAAGCUGAACGAAAGAAAAUAGAAGAUUUGGAGAAAGCACACCUUGCAGAGGUUCAAGGCUUACAAGCUCGUAUACAAGACUUGGAAGCAGAAGUUUUCAGGCUAAUGAAGCAAAAUGGGAGCCAGGUUAACAAUAACAACAACAUUUUUGAAAGGCAGACAUCUUUUGGAGAAGUUUCUAGAGGAGAUCCAGUGGAAAAUAUAGAUACUAAGCAAGUGACCUGCCUGGAUGGCUUAAGUCAAGAUUUCAAUGAAGCAGUUCCAGAAACAGAGAGACUGGACUCCAAAGCUCUGAAGACUCGAGCUCAGCUGUCAGUAAAGAACAAGAGGCAGAGGCCUUCCAGAACCAGGCUGUAUGAUAGCAUCAGUUCAACUGAUGGAGAGGACAGCCUUGAACGAAAGCCAUCACACAGUUACAGUAGUCCCAUGCACAUUUCAAAAUCACCACUGCCCUUAUGCAUGAGAGCAUCCUCACCAGCAUCAGAUUCUGGUGCUUCUUCCCUCUCCCCCGUGGCUAGCAGUGCAGCAAUCUCACUUGACAACCUAACUGAAAACCAAGAAGAAGAACAGCACCACAAAGGCGGUGUCCUUUCCCCAUAUGCUUGGGGAGACACUCCACUUUCAUCUCCUUCAAAAUCUGGGCACAGCUCUGAAGCAUCUCCUUUGCAUCACCCAGCUGGCAGGAAUAUUUUACAGGAUAAAGAUGGUGCCACAUGUGCUCAGGCAGCAAGAACAACUAGCCCUACUAUAGGGCAUACAGAAAGACUAAAGCGAAAACUUGCAGAUCUUGGGGCUCCCUUGAGAAGGAAUUCAAACAAGGGCAAGAAGCGGAAAGAGAAAGAAGCUAUUAGGGUGACCUAUGGCAGUAGGACUGUCAGAGAGAUGCUGCAGAAAUCAUCAAACACAAAAUCUUUAGCAGAGCGAUCCUCCUCUCUCCCACACUGUGUACCAGUCACAUGGUAUGGAGAGAGUGGCAAGGGAUCCAAUUCUUCUAGCAACCUGCCAUCACCUACCAGCUCAACUGAACCCUCCUCUGAAAAUUUAAGUCCAGCUAAAAAAGGGUCAAAGAAUUUCACGUUCAACGAUGAUUUCAGUCCCAGCAGCACCAGUUCAGCUGAUUUGAGUGGUUUAGGAGCAGAACCUAAAACCCCAGGCUUCUCACACUCCUUAGCAUUGUCGUCAGAUGAGAGCCUGGAUAUGAUUGAUGAUGAGAUCCUUGACGAUGGACAAUCACCUAAGCACAGUCAUUGUCAGAGUCGUGCUGUUCAUGAGUGGAGUGUGCAGCAGGUUUCCCACUGGUUAAUGAGCCUGAACCUUGAACAGUAUGUUGCCGAAUUCAGUGCCCAAAACAUUAACGGGGAGCAUCUCCUUCAGCUGGAUGGGAGUAAGCUCAAGGCUCUUGGUAUGACAUCUUCCCAGGACAGAGCAAUCAUCAAAAAAAAGCUAAAGGAAAUGAAAGCAUCCUUGGAGAAGGCUCGCAAAGCUCAAGAGAAAAUGGAAAAGCAAAGGGAAAAGCUUCGGAAGAAGGAACAAGAGCAACUGCAGAGGAGAUCGAAGAAAACAGACAAGUGUUCAUCAGAUGCAACAGAGGGCACUAAUGAGCAGUGAUAAGGAGAAGUGCGGCUGUGUUCAGAAAGUGGAGGCACGUCAAGGGAAGAGGAACUCAUAUCCACUGGUGCCCCUUCAGCUUUGUUGUAUUCAUCACCCAAGAUCGUGUACAGAGAAAUGGGGCUAUACAUAGAAUGACUAGGGAAAUUUAUAUUGUGUAGUUUUCUUUUCCCGCAUAUCCAGUUCACGCUUGUUGUUGUUGCCAUGUGAAACAACCCCAGCCCUUCGGUUUGUUUUGUUCUUGCUGACAGCUAACAGAUUUCAUAUUUGUGUGGUGGUGUUUCCUUCCAAACUACUCUUCUCUAUUGAGCUGUGUGUGUUUGGUCACUUCAAUAACCAGCAUGAUGCCAAGGAGCAUGGUCCAUUGCUUCACCUCUUCUGAAUAGGAUGGCCAGUCAAUAUAAUCGGUGAACAUUUCUUCAGCUGGGUAAAAGGAGUUGUGCUCUGUCUGAUAAGACUUGACUUCACUUUCUAACUGGAAGUUCACCUUCUUUACAGUGUUUGGAUACUCAGUUCCAUCUGCUGGAGUAAGUUUCAUCCUGUGUCAGUAACUUUAAGCGACACUGCUCGGGAAACACAACUGUUCAAUGACUUCUUCUUAUACACUGGAGAUAAGACAGGAGAGUCAAUAUUCCCCCUGGGUAAAAGACAGGAGGUGAAACUCUUUCUGUUAACUGUACAAUAGUUAAUCCAGGAAGGAGGCAAAGCCUUAAAUGGUUAUGUGGGUUUACACAGAAAUCUGAGGAUAACAUUUAUCCUUUAGAUAUCUGAGCAAGGAUAAAUUUCUAACUAGAGCACAGCGUAUAUAUCUGUAUAAAUUUCAUUGUGCUCCCCGUGUGUAGGCAACUUUCUUAUAGCACACUUUCUUUUUCAUGUGUUUUGAACAGGAAACUAGGUUUAUUUUGUUUUGAGGUUUUGGGGUUUUUUUCUAGGAAAAACACCACAUCUUCAGAUUCAUUCUCCAACAAGCAUUGGAAGACUAAGCUUUGUGCUCUGCUAUUAUGAAGCUGUUGUUAGAAACAAUUAUCUGACUUGAGUCUGCUAAAGAUUUCUAUUUUUUACAGAACUGCACUUUAAAAAGAGGAAGACGAGUGAUUCUGGUUAAAAUUAAAUUCAGUACAUUGCUUUUAAGGUCAGUGCUGCCAUGGAGAUGAUGGUUACUAAGUCCAAAGCUCCCACAUUUUAACUGCUUUGAUUGAUGUGUUUAAAGAAUAUCCCCACCAAAACCUGCAUUUUGGGGCAUUGGCUGUAGAAUGUUGGCUUAGCAGUGGUCAUAUUAUAUCUUUCAGAGAUUCCCGUGGUGCGUGAGGCCAUCGGUGAAGCCUGCUUUGUAGUUUUGACUAUGACAAACAGAAGCAGUGUAGGGUGUUACUGCCUCUUAAGAGCAGUAUUAAACUAUACAGUAUUUCUUCAAAAGAAUGGGGAGACAACAGGCAAAUCUCCACGAUGAGAAGCUGGGGGGUAUUAGCUUUACAGUUGAAGCUAACUGUGUAGCAAUUGAGGAGCGCCACUUCCCAUUCAUGCAUCCUGGAAGUGGCAGUCUUCAUCUGGUCGUGCCAACCCAUAUAUUGUUUUAGAUGGUGACACAAAGUUAGAAUCUUGAACUUAAAAACAUGCCAGCCUGAAAUUGCAAAUACCGAAUUCUUUUGAAGAAAACGUCUGUUUUAGUUUGGCUUGGCUUCUCUUCUGCUCUGUACUUUGCAGCAUUCAGAUUGUUUCUGCAAAGUUCUCUGAAGCUCAGGUUUGAAACACUUGAGGUGCACUGCUUAUAGUUACAUUUCUUUUGAUUCUAAUCAUUUCUUUGACAUAUAAAAUGGUCUAUAAACUGAGAGAGUGUAGUUCAUUCAAAAUUAAUACACAGCAGAUCUACUUAGCAUUAGCUUUAUUUUUCCUUCCAAAUCCAAUUUCUACAAGUUUUUGAUGUAUAUUUUAUUCAGCUCUAAAACUGAAAUUGCCAUAAACGAUACUUUCUGGUAUUUCUAAAGGCUUGCGAUAUUUUUCUUGAGAUAGACCACUGGCAGAAAAAUACACCUGCUAACAAAAAUUACACAUUGCAGUAAAUCUUUCUGUGCUCUUUAUAGGAGAAAAAUUAUACAAAUGUUUAACAGCCUCAUAAAACUAGCAUUCUUUGAGUAAGAGAAGUUAUCUGGAAGAAACUGGAAAUUUAAUCUCUUAAAUACAAUGUUGAUAAAUGCAUUUGAUGAUGAUUUUCUUUUUAAGUUAUGUUUACACUGUAGUAAUGUUUAAGUGGUUGUAUAUAGUAAUCUCAGGUGGUGUCCCCAUUUUAUGUUCUUUGUUUUCUUAGAAACCUGAGCAGACUGCUUGACUUGAGUUUUCAUUUUUGUUGCUUAGAACAGUGCCUAGUUAAUCUCUUUGUAAAUUGUGUUCUUAUUCUGCAGAAUAACUAAUUCCACUUAAGUCCUUUAAGUAUUCAGGGGAUUUUUACUGCUUUGUGAUAAUGUAAUUUUGUUAUUCUCAGACUACAAGAAACAAAAACAAAAACCUAACUUAAAAAAAUAGUAGCUUAAAUUUCAAAUAAAACUAUUAAAAUGCAUUUUGAUCAACAUGUGAAAACUAAGCAAACAGAACAAUGUCAAGAAUUUUGCUCUUCUUUCUGUGAUAAAAGAGAUUUAUGUGGUUCCUUUUAUUAAAUAUGGCAACUCGAUCUUGGGAUGUGUAGACAUGUCACUGGAUAACAGACAUAAAGCAUAGUUUGAAACUUUUCUUGCUGUUCUACAGGAUCUUUAAAAUUGUGUUGCAUUUUUUCCCCUUGUAUUGUGUAAUGGCAUAUGAAACAAAAGAUGGAUGUCUCAUCAUUCUUAACCCAAACUUCCUGUAAACCAGUGCUAAGUCAGAGUAAUAUGGGGUUUGAUGUAAUAAGAAGAAACAAAUUUCUGGGCUAAAUGACUUGGCAGACUUUCUCAUUUGGCUCACCGGUAGGUGUACUUGUUGCCUACUUUGUGUAUUUAUUUCUGGAGCUAAAGCUGUUUUGAUUAGUCUGACUUGCCUGGCCACCAUUAAACUGCUGUGCAGGCAGCGUGGUGGUUCCAUCCGCUUGUGUCAUCAUUACAGCCAGGUGACCACAGCAGGCUGAUGAAGUUAUUUGCUCUCUGGUUUGGGUGGUAGGCCAGUUCUGUAAACUCUAGUUUCUGUUCAUUGCUGCAGUAUUGCCAGGUUGUGAAUAUACUGAGCCUCUAAAAAGGUGAAGAAAGGACAGUUAGCAAAAAAUGGAACUCAGAAACAGAAAAUAAAAGAUACAACACUGCAAGUUACUUUAGUCCGGAAAAAUCUAUUAUUAUACUGACAUUGUGAAGGAAGUUGUACCUCCUUGCUCUGUUCAAAUCAGCCAAAUAUACUGACAUUAGUUGGUUUCAGCUUGUAUUCUCCCGUGUGGUGGGUUCCUGCACCCAUGCAACUUCCAUGUCAAAACUCCCAAUUUAGUUUCAGUCUGCCUAGGGAGAUCAGGACCAGGGUGUAAGGAAGGAGCAGAGCUCAUUCACUGCAGUGCACAGAGAUUGCCCACUGCUGUUUGCACUUCACCCCCUGCUCUGAGCAGGUCUGGUGGGGGUUGUUGUAAGUGGAGCUAGUUCUAGAUCAUGGGUUAGAAUUGCACAGUGGAACAGAAACCAGUAAUAAAACGCUGGACAGAGUUGGCUUGUAUUUCAGUGUAUUUCAGUGUAUACAAAUACUUUUGUAUUUUUUUAACUUCUUAAAUUUUUUUUGCAGUGGCAUCUGUUGUGCUGUGACUGUAGUCUGCUGCAGGGAUACUACAACAAUCGAGCUUCACUAGAAUUACUGAGCAGCUUUCCUUUGAAACUUGCCAGCCCUCAGCUCUCAUUAACGCUGAGCAUUAGGGUUGUGUUUGAUGCUGAGCAUUAGGGUUCCUCAUACUUCAUUGCUUCCAUCAAGGCCUCCUCUCCUCCUGAGCUGCUCCACCUUCACCUCCUGGCUCACAGACUGGCAAGUAAGAGGUGGGCAAUGAUAUAUCAUUUUUGAGAAUUAAUUGUGUUUCACUUCUAAGAGAAAGAAUGCCACUUGCUAAUAGUGCAGAAUCCAUUUCUACAGUAGUAAGGAAGAGGAUCCUCAUUUACUUGAGUGCCUGUAUUCUAGGAAUUUUCUGCUUUUAAUCCCAAUUUUGAUUUCUAUUGUAGCGCUUUCAGCAGUUUGUUUUUGAGCAGGAUAACAGGUGUCAUCCAAGGCAACUUGCCCGCUCACCACAGAGGAGUGUGGGUCAUCUGCACAUAGCACAGUCCCUUUUGUUAGCCUCCUCUAUGGAUUUCACUGUACCUUUUCCACCUCUAAAACUGAUUUUUCAAAGCUGUGACACCUUAGUCAUGACACUGAGCCCUCCAAUCCCUCAAUAUAAAAUGGGCUUUCUGCUCCUAACCGGCCGUACUAACUGGUACUUCUACUCUCAGCAUUAAGUAAUUAUUUUAAAAAGGCACAUCGUACAGGAAGGUUUGGCUGUAGUGCCUUGGUCUGCCUGUUUCUUUGGGAAGAGUGGACUGUGUUAAGAACAAGCUGUAGGGUUUGUGAAACUUGCAGCGUUAGGCGGGUCUCUUCUUCCAGAGAGGUGAGGAGGGCUCACAGUUCAUGAGAUCGGAUCCAACCCACAUAAACCAGGACCCUGGGUCUCCUGAUGGGUUUCCAAUGGGAGGUUUGCUGCUGACACCGGUGGAAGUGGAUUUGGGCCCCAAUGUAGAAAUGUCUGAAGGAAAGGAGGAUCACAGGACACCAGACAUAAGGAAUAACCAGCCUGUUUGGAAGUGGAGAGUGCACAGUGAACCUCUUCUGACUAUACUUUCCCAUAUACAUUUAUUGUCUGAACAACUGCUUUCAUAUUUCCCAGUCAUGUUGUGAUGGUAUCUCACUGGUCACUGACAUGUGUUACACAUAUUGCUAGAAGACCAGGCAGCUAAAAGACUAAAAUGCACUGUGCUAACUGUAAAAAUUGGCUUCUUACAUCGUUUCUUUUUAUAUGGUUAAAGAGAUGGUUGCGCUCCAGAUUUUUUCAUUUUUCUUGUCUUUUUUUAAAGAGAUCAAAUGUAUAUGAAGUGCAUGUUAUCCUGAACUUUUUGUUUGUACAUGUUGAUGUCUGAUCACCUGCAUGAAGGACACAGUAGUGCCAUGUCUGAGCUUGUUCUCUUGUGCUUGGUUGAUAUGAACUUCUCUAGAUUGUUGAGUUUUCCCCAAGAUAACUUUGGUUAAUAUUUAGUUAUUGGGAGACAUCAAAACAAAACAUCAUGGUGGCCCUUUGUUUUCUUACAGUUUAAAUACAAACAACAAAGCCUUGUGGUUUAAUUUGUUAGUGUAAAUAAAUUUCUUGCCAAUGAGUAUUAUUGUUGUUAGACAACGAAUGCAAUAAAAUGAGAAAUCCUGAAUCUUUAUUAGAA